Molecule: messenger RNA, 747 nt
Organism: Microplitis demolitor
Lineage: Eukaryota; Metazoa; Arthropoda; Insecta; Hymenoptera; Braconidae
Product: eukaryotic translation initiation factor 4E type 3
Exons: 6
Coding region: 39-674 (211 amino acids)
Biological process (GO): translational initiation
Cellular component (GO): eukaryotic translation initiation factor 4F complex
Molecular function (GO): RNA 7-methylguanosine cap binding; translation initiation factor activity
Source: RefSeq, a predicted model, not a curated record
CUCAGUUUAAUCAGCCGUCAACGACGUAAAUUAAAAGUAUGGCGACGCUUGAAUCUAACACGUCUGAUAACUCCUCUAGUGAUUCAAUAAAAUUAAAAGUUUUUGAUAGUAAUAGUGAUGAAACAAUUAAUGAGGGUGAUUUAACUGAUAUUCCUUUACAAUCUUCAUGGACAUUUUGGCUUGACAAAGCUGUUCGAGGCAGGACAGUAGACGAAUACAAAGAAAACUUGAAGAAAGUUUAUACUGUUGAUACGUAUCAAAAAUUUUGGGCUGUUUAUAAUAAUAUACCUAAAGUUUAUGAAAUUCAAAAUAAAUAUAGUUAUCACUUAAUGAGAGACGAAAGAUUGCCAUUAUGGGAAGAAACUAAUAAUAGGAUGGGUGGAACAUGGAGAUUUAGAUGUCAUAAAAAUGAUACCGAAACUGUUUGGAAAGAAGUCGUUUUAGCUGCAAUUGGUGAACAAUUUAAUAAAUAUAUACAUAAAGAGGACGAAAUAUGUGGUGCUACUGUAUCUGUAAGAGAUAGAGAUGAUUUAAUUCAAAUUUGGAACACCAAAGCUGACCUUGCAGAUUCCGCUACAAUUAUACCAGCCGUCUUAGAACUUUUACCGAAUAUUCAUUUCCUUGGUGAAUUUUAUAAACCUCAUCAAUUGAAUUAUGCAUAUGAACGUCAUUGACAUAUUAUAUUGAAACUUAUCCAAAGAAUUAAUUGUAAUUAAUGUAUUUCACUUAACCUAUAAUAUUAUAAAU